AUGGAGCCUACCGCUGUGACAAAUAACGGACUACAAUUGGAGUCACAAAUGAAAUCACCCCAUCAGACCUCAUCACCAAGGCAUUGUGGCGCAGAUAUUUCCCCUCCAAAUCAAGGGCAAAGCAAAGGUCACGAAUCCAGAGGUCAACGAUCUAGCAACACUCAUCUACUCUUCAGUCGGUAUGAAAAGCUGUCCAAGAUAGGCGAGGGCGCCUAUGGCAUGGUGUUUAAGUGUCUGGACACCCAGACAGGCGAUAUGGUGGCUGUGAAACGCUUCAAUGCUUCGGAUGACGAUCCCUUGGUGAAGAAGAUUGCUCUUCGAGAGAUUAAGAUGCUUAAGAGGUUGAAACAUCCCAACUUAGUGAAUUUGAUUGAGGUAUUUCGAAGGAAAAAGAAAUUACACCUGGUCUUCCAGUACAUUGAUCACAGUCUCCUUCACGAGCUGGACAGUAAUGGUCCAAAUGGUAUUGAUAGAGACAAAAUCGUGAGGAUCACUUGGCAAAUUCUUCUGGGUAUCAAUUUUUGUCAUCAGUCCAACUGUAUUCACAGAGAUAUAAAACCGGAGAACAUUCUUAUCAAUGCACAGGGCGAAGUCAAAUUGUGCGACUUUGGAUUCGCCAGAUUCAUAGCUGACGCGGGAGAUACCUACACUGAUUAUGUGGCAACACGGUGGUAUCGUUCUCCGGAGCUUUUGGUAGGAGACAAGCACUAUGGACCUCCAGUGGAUAUUUGGGCUGUGGGCUGCGUUUUUGCAGAAAUGCUCACCCGUUUGCCCCUGUGGCCAGGCCGGUCAGACCUCGAUCAAAUCUACCUUAUUACAAAAAAUCUUGGAGCCACUGGAGGUUAG
This is a messenger RNA of Hydatigera taeniaeformis, 846 nucleotides long. Lineage: Eukaryota; Metazoa; Platyhelminthes; Cestoda; Cyclophyllidea; Taeniidae. The record is from the annotation of a GenBank genome assembly.